Lodderomyces margitis is the source of this 1029-nucleotide messenger RNA. RefSeq lists its product as uncharacterized. Gene Ontology annotation, molecular function: oxidoreductase activity, acting on the CH-OH group of donors, NAD or NADP as acceptor. The coding region runs from base 1 to 1029 and encodes 342 amino acids. The record is from RefSeq and is a predicted model, not a curated record. The transcript has a single exon. Lineage: Eukaryota; Fungi; Ascomycota; Pichiomycetes; Serinales; Debaryomycetaceae.
AUGUCAUCAUCUUCUGAACCAUCUGAAACAGUUAUUAUUACCGGUGGGACCGGAUACAUUGGCCAACAUAUAAUUGCCGAAUUAUUACACCAAGGGUAUAAAGUUAUCGCCAUUGUUCGUUCACAACCACGAGGAAUGGAAUUGAUUAAACAAUUUCAUCAUCCAAAUUUACAAAUUGAGGCGGUUGAUCAGUUGGAUAAGCCCAAUUCUAUUGAUUUCGUAUUGAGACAACAUCAAGAAGCCACGACUUUCAUUGCUGGUGCCGCGGUGACUGAUUUCACUGCCAAGGAAGUCGAAAAGGAGAUUAUACAAAAGACCAACGCUAUUGUUGAAAAUACCUUGGAAUCGAUUAAACAUCAUGGUAAGCAGAUUAAACGAGUUAUAUUGACUUCAUCAUCAGGAACACAUAUUGGACCGGAAAAGGUAUUUAGUUAUGAUGCACAAUAUGGCGAUGAUGAUUGGAGUCCAUUACCUUAUGAGGCUGGAUUUGCCAAUGCACAAAUGGCAUACAUGGUGGCCAAAAAGACUAGUGAAGAAUUGGCAUGGAAGUUUGUUAAGGACCACAAGACCAAUUUUGAUUUGGUUUCAAUCAACCCUGGGAUGACCCUUGGACCAGUACAAUUUGCCAAUGAAAUAAGUUUAGACAAUGGUGGUUAUUUACCAACAACAACCAACAUCAUUGCCAAUUUACUCAAGUUGAAAAAGGACGAUGAAGUUGCUCCAUUAGCUGCUGGUGCCGUUGAUGUAAGAGACGUGGCAAAAGCACAUGUAUCAGUGAUUAAAACCCCCAAAGCCAGUGGACAGAGGAUUCUUGUUGAAGCGUAUAAAUUCACCAAUGCUAAUGCUGUCAAUAUCUUGAAACUGCAUUUCCCUCAAUUGAAGGAUAAGUUGCCUGAUGUCGAACCAAUUUCUGAAUCCAAAUUUGUUGAACCCAAUUUGAAAAGGAGUAAAGAGAUUUUGGCAUUUGACAAGUAUUAUACUUUGACUGAUUCUGUCGUUGGCUUGGCUAAACAAUUGUUGAAGGAGUAG